Brenthis ino (lesser marbled fritillary) is the source of this 1428-nucleotide messenger RNA. Lineage: Eukaryota; Metazoa; Arthropoda; Insecta; Lepidoptera; Nymphalidae. The record is from the annotation of a GenBank genome assembly.
AUGGGAAUCAAAUUCCUUGAAGUAAUAAAACCGUUUUGCAGUAUAUUACCCGAAAUAGCGAAACCGGAGAGAAAGAUCCAAUUCAGAGAAAAAGUAUUAUGGACAGCAAUCACAUUAUUUAUUUUCUUAGUAUGCUGCCAGAUCCCAUUAUUCGGUAUAAUGUCAUCAGACAGUGCGGAUCCUUUCUACUGGAUCCGUGUGAUCCUGGCUUCGAAUAGAGGAACCCUUAUGGAACUUGGUAUCUCCCCAAUUGUCACAUCAGGUCUCAUCAUGCAGUUACUUGCUGGUGCAAAGAUUAUUGAAGUUGGUGAUACUCCUAAAGAUAGAGCAUUGUUUAAUGGAGCUCAAAAAUUAUUUGGUAUGGUAAUCACCGUGGGUCAAGCCAUUGUGUAUGUCAUGACUGGAAUGUAUGGAGAGCCUAGUGAAAUUGGAGCAGGAGUGUGUCUGCUCAUCAUCAUACAGCUGUUUGUUGCUGGUUUGAUUGUUCUACUGCUUGAUGAACUCUUACAAAAAGGAUAUGGUCUGGGAUCUGGUAUUUCUCUCUUCAUCGCUACUAACAUUUGUGAAACCAUUGUAUGGAAAGCAUUCUCUCCUGCUACCGUCAACACUGGUCGCGGCACAGAAUUCGAAGGGGCAGUCAUAGCCCUGUUCCACCUGCUGGCCACCCGCCCGGACAAGGUGCGCGCCCUCAGGGAGGCCUUCUACCGCCAGAACCUGCCCAACCUGAUGAACCUGCUCGCCACCGUGCUUGUGUUUGCUAUAGUCAUAUACUUCCAGGGCUUCAGAGUGGACCUACCAAUCAAGUCGGCUCGCUACCGCGGCCAGUACUCGUCGUACCCAAUCAAGCUGUUCUACACCUCCAACAUUCCUAUCAUCCUGCAGUCUGCCUUGGUUUCCAAUCUAUAUGUCAUUUCUCAGAUGUUAGCUGUCAAAUUUAGUGGUAAUUUCCUUGUGAAUCUCCUCGGUGUUUGGGCUGACGUGGGCGGCGGCGGUCCCGCCCGCGCCUAUCCCGUGGGAGGGCUGUGCUACUACUUCAGCCCCCCGGAAUCCCUGACACAUAUUGCUCACGACCCCUUGCAUGCGGUGCUAUACAUCAUCUUCAUGUUGGGCUCUUGUGCUUUCUUCUCUAAGACCUGGAUUGAUGUGUCCGGAUCAUCUGCUAAGGAUGUGGCGAAACAACUAAAAGAACAGCAGAUGGUAAUGCGUGGUCACAGAGACAACUCAAUGAUCCACGAACUGAACCGCUACAUCCCUACAGCAGCUGCCUUCGGAGGACUUUGUAUUGGAGCACUGUCCGUCUUAGCAGACUUCCUCGGGGCCAUAGGCUCUGGCACUGGUAUCUUACUCGCUGUCACCAUCAUUUACCAGUACUUCGAGAUAUUUGUCAAGGAACAAGCGGAGAUGGGUGGCAUGAGCACACUCUUAUUC